AAAAAAAAGCUUGCGGGUAUAAAACUGGCAGAUGUAUCAGACUGUAGAGCACAUCAAAUUGCUGCAACAAACAGAAACCAUAGAAAGAAGAUGAACUUUCUGCUUCUGGCUGUUAUUUUGGGGCUUGCUGGAGCCUUGCCUCUGCAGGACAGCAAAGAGUGCAGACCUCACUCCCAACCGUGGCACGUCAUUCUGCGCAGUGAAGGAAGAUCCUGCAGUGGAGCUCUGAUCGAUCCAAGAUGGAUAGUUACCUCCUUUGCUUGUGCCACCUCUCCCUACAACACCAUCGCCACUCUGGGGGAACAUGAUCUGUCGGUGGCAGAAGGAACAGAGCAGGACAUCGUUGUUUCGGAUGUGAUCCAACACGGGCCUUACCGCUCACCUCUCCACAGUCUCACCCUGAUGAGGCUGAGCCAGCCCGCCCGUAUCACGCCAUACGUGCAACCCAUCCCGCUGCCCAGCCGCUGUGCCCUGCCUGGAGAGAUCUGCUCUGUCAGUGGUUGGGGCACUACUGACCCGGAUCAAUCAAACUACAGUCCACGGCUGAAGUGCAUCACUGUUCCUGUCGUGGAUGAUCAGACUUGUGUGGAGACCUUUCCGGAGUACCUGUACUGGGGUGUCAUGGUGUGUGCAGGUCAAAAUAACACUGAUAACUGCCUGAGUGGCUCAAGCACAGUGAUGGUGUGUGACGGGCAGCUCCAGGGUCUGAAAUGGUUCGACCACGGUUGCAGCGACCCGGCUCACCCUACAGUCUAUUCCGAGAUGUGCAAGUACAACGGAUGGAUCAAAAGCAUGAUGGAAAAUUACGCUCCGAAUUUCCAAACUACGACCACACUAGGCAGCACAAACCCACCAGGUCUUUAGAUCAAAUCAAACAUUAUUUUAGAGCAUUGCUUACUUUUAAGCAUGUUUGCUCCUGUUGUUUCUUAAGCUACUUUUCAUAAAUAAUAAAUAAAUUGCUUCUAAUAUUC
Oryzias melastigma (Indian medaka) is the source of this 971-nucleotide messenger RNA. RefSeq names its product trypsinogen-like protein 3. Gene Ontology annotation, molecular function: serine-type endopeptidase activity. Gene Ontology annotation, biological process: proteolysis. NCBI's taxonomy places the organism in Eukaryota, Metazoa, Chordata, Actinopteri, Beloniformes, Adrianichthyidae. The record is from RefSeq and is a predicted model, not a curated record. The coding region runs from base 91 to 864 and encodes 257 amino acids. The transcript has 5 exons.